This is a messenger RNA of Oppiella nova, 619 nucleotides long. The record is from the annotation of a GenBank genome assembly. Lineage: Eukaryota; Metazoa; Arthropoda; Arachnida; Sarcoptiformes; Oppiidae.
AGCUGUUGAUCCAAAUGAUAAGAACUUUGCGAUGGGAAUCAUUAAUGGCUUUCAUUCCGUAUCCGUUGAUAUUUGGAGCGGUAGUCGACUCGACAUGUUUGGUAUGGGAGGAGAAGUGUGGAAAGACAGUAUUAAAAACUUUUACGACGACUCCACCGAUGAUAAUGAGGAACAAGAUAUUAAUAAUGUAUGUAAUAUAAUCAGGUUUACAAUGACUAUGGGUUGCAAUGAGGGCUGCAAUUGUAGUACAACUAUAUUCACACCGAUAUGUUCGGCGGACACGUCGACCACUUAUUUCUCCCCUUGUUUUGCGGGCUGUCAACAAAUGAACAGGGCUACCGGGACUGUCUCAGAGUGUUCAUGUCUGGACACUGGAGGUGUGGCCACAACUGGCUAUUGUCAGAGUGAUGACAAUAAUUGCGAUAAACUCUUCACGUAUUUACUUAUUAUGGGUCUGGGAUUCAUAAUAUUAUGUAUGGCUACUACUGGUGACACGUUGCUAACUCUUAGGACAAAAUAUUUUAUUGAACUCUAUGUUAACGUUCAUUCCGUAUCCGUUGAUACAUUCGGAGCGGUAGUCGACUCGACGUGUUUGGUAUGGGAGGAGAAGUGUGGAAAG